UGUUCACAUCGCUCCGUCUCGCUCGCACGCUUUUCGCUGUGCUGUGAAUUUCCUCUUCUUUUUUUUGUGCUAAACAAUUUAGUUUAAACAAAUUGCUGAAAAAAGGGCUUUAAUGGCGGUGUAAUCGAAUAGCUGAAGUAAACAAAGUGCGGCAUAAACAUUGGCGAUUCCAUAUUUGCAACAUGAGAGCGACCAAUCAGCGAGUGAGAAGCAGCAGCAGCAACAGCAACAACAACAUGGCGCACCUGCAACAAAAAAAAUCUUCAUGUUGACGUCAACAAAGUGAAAUCCGAUCGAAAGAAACGCACCGAUAAAGCGGCGAAAGAAGAGAGAGAGAGAGAGGGAGAUAGCAUAAACUACGGAUAGCUGGGUGAAGAGGAAACGCCAAGGAGGAGGAGCAACCCGAUCCCCACCAGGAUGUACUCCGAGUGGGCCUCGCUGUCCGCCCAAAUCUCGGCCAACAGCUGCGGCGCCCAGUGCUUCAGUGUCCUCAACAAGUUUCCCGCCUCCGCGGGACGCGAAGUGGUCGUCUCGGUGGUCAAGCAGCUGGGCACCAAUCUCGGCAUCACCCAGAACGCGGAGCCCAGCCACCUGGUCAAGGACGAGGAGGUGAAAUGGUGCAUGGACGUGAUCUGCUUUGGCCUUUCGCUGCCGCUGCAGGAGCACGAGACGAUCAAGGACUGCGUGAACGUCUACUGCGAGUGGCUGACGGCGCUGCAUCCGCAGCCGAGGAUCAGUGUGCCGAAGCCGAUCUGCGAGGAUGCCAAUCUGUAUGCCCGCCAGAUCAUCAAUCACUUCCACAACCUGUUUGUGCCGCGUCAGGGCGAAAUCUUGCCAUUUCUAUACCAAACCACGCUUGGUGCCGACACCAUUAAAAGGCAGGCGGUGCUCUGCCAUCGGGUGCUGCGAACCCUCCAGCAAACCGCCCAGAUAUCGCAGCUGAUGGACCGGCAGACGUGGGACACGCUGCUCCUCUUCCUGCUGGCCAUCAACGAGAUCCUGCUGGCCCCGCCCACCGUCAAGGACGAUGUGGGCGACCAGCUGUGCGAGCGGGUGCUCUCGGUGCUCUUCGAGGUCUGGCUGCUGGCCUGCGUGCGCAGCUUUCCCUCGCCCUCGAUGUGGAAGACGCUGCAGGAGUCGUGCGCCAUGUGGCGACACCGCGUGGCCCUCGUCGACCAGUGGAAUCGGGUGAAUCUCGCUUUGACCGCUCGCCUGCUGGAGUUCAGCUACGGUCCCGCCUUUCCCCAGCUCAAGAAUGCCGACGAGGAUGGCCAGCUGAUACCCGUGGGCAUGUCCAACGAUUGCGUGGCCCAGACCUGGUACCGCUUCCUGCGGAUGAUCGGCAAUCCCACGGCCCUCUGCUCGCCGCACAUCAUCAGCAAGUCAUCGCACUUUGUGCAGUGGGCCUUGACCCACGAGAAGGGCGCCGAGACGCAUCAGCAUCCCUGCCUGCAGCAGCUGCCGCAGAUCUUCCUCAAUGCCAUGAAAGGCAUCUCCAGUCAGGUGGACGCGUUUCUGGGCGUCUAUCAGCCGCCGCCGCAGCAAACGGAUGGUGUGGUGACGAAUCUGCUGGAAAUACGGCACUCGCUGAAUGAGGCCACCUCCUCGACCCUGCAGCAGUUCAUCCACUCGAGCAGCGCCACGAAUAUAGCGACUCAGCAGGCGAACCAUAGCCACCAUCACCACCACCAUCUCCACUAUCCUCAUCUGCAUUUACACGGUGCCGGCAGCUUUCUGCGCGACAAUUUCAUGAGCAACUCGGCCAGUUCGGCGCUCAAUGCCAUCAUGGGUCACCAUGGCGGUCAUCAUCAUCAGCAGAAUCAUCACCAGCAGCAGCAGCAGCAGCUCCAGAUCAGCGCCUCGCCCACCAGCAGUUUGGCGGCCGUGGGCAGCACGAGUGCCGGAGGCAGUCACUCCGCCGGAGUCGUGGGCAGCAUCUCCUUUGGCACCACCACCGCCGCCGGGGAAUCAUCCACCUCGGCCACGCCCACACCGCCCCUGCAGCGACGCCUGGCCAAGAGCUUCAGCGUGGCGCCGACCAUCACACAGCAGAAGGGCUUGAGCAAGACCUCGCUUAUUGGCCUCACCGGCGGCAGCGGCGGCGGUGCACGCAACGCGAUCAGCGGCAGCAGCAGCACCAACGCCUCCAGCACCACCACCGCCGCCAGCGGCACCAGCGGUGCCUCCUCCUCCGCCACCGCCUCCGCCUCCUCCCUGUCCACGGUCACCAUCGGUGGCUCUGGCGGAGCGGGAAUCUCCGCCGGCGGCCCGGGAAUCCCCGGCAGCACGGCAACGGGCGCGGGGGGCGGAUCCGCUCCAGCUCCGGCGCCCACAACGCCCACGUCCACGUCGGGUCCGCCGUCGGCGAGCAGCAGCAUCAACUCUCUGCCGCUGACUUCGAUGGGAGCGGGCGUUGAGCUGGCCGUGGCCAGGCCCAAGUGCAACAGCAUUCUCCACGUAUUCCACGAGUGGCUCUUCGAGGCGGCGCACAUCGGCGGCGACACUUGGCGCCAGAACCGCAAGAAGCAAGCAUGCGAGGCCAGUAAGCGACCGUCGUCGAUGAUAAUGGAGCACCGCAAGGGAUCGAUUUCGCUGUCGCAGCCGAACUCGCUGAACGAUCCGCAGUCGCUGCCGCCCACGCUGACCAUCGACAAGUACGAGUCCGGCCGGGCGGAGGCCAUUGGGACGCUGUGCAAGAUCUUCUGCGCGAAGAAGACGGGCGAGGAGAUCCUGCCCGUCUACCUGGCUCGCUUCUACAUGGCCCUGCAGCAGUGCCUAAAGAUCACGGAGUCGCGGGAGUGCGACGAGACGCUGGCCAGCAUUCUGCUCCACUCGAGCGACCUCUUUCGCCUGGACCUCGAUGGGAUCAAUGUGCUGCUGCCGGGCUUCAUUGCCGCUUUGGAGAUCGUGCUGCCCGACAAGGACCUCAAGCUGAAGACCCAGUCGAUGGUCUUCAAUCGCACCGAGCUGCGCCGCUCGGCCAUCAACAUCCUGCUGUCCAUCAUGGUGCUGCCGCUGCACUACCAAACGCUGCCUAUAAGGGAUCUCACCAGCGAGACGAGCGAGAAAAUGUUCACCUUCAUUCAGUUGAAGUCGCGGCUGAUGAACAUUCUGAUGAAUGCCCUGCAGGUGGAGACGGAUGCCCAGAACACGCACAUGCUCCUGGGCGGCCUGCUGCUCUGCGUCCAGGACGCCGUCACCUUCGAGGAGACGGAACUGGGCGGCAACGCCAGUCUUUCGCACAACUCCAGUGGCGUGCAGCACCACGAGGCCAAUCUGCUGAGUUCCGCCUGCUCGGAGCGUUCCGCUUCGCUGGUCAGCGCCGGCACGGCCAGCUUGGGCGGCCAGACGACGGCCACCAUGGGAGCGGGCUCGGGCUCCAUUCGCGACACCGCCUCCGCCCACGACUAUCCCAGCCUGACCAUUUCCGAUGACAUGUCAUUCGAGUUCGGCCAGGAGCUGGAGGGGGUGACCAGCUAUGAUAAUGCCCAUGCCUUAUUUGUGCGCGCCACGUACUUGGUGUGUCAUCGGCUGAUCUCGUCGUGGAAGACGGAUCUGAAUGUCUCGCUGGCCGCCUUGGAGUUGCUCUCUGGCCUGGCCAGGCUGCAUAUCCGGGAAACAGACGCUCUAGAGUGCAAGCGGGCCGUGAAGUGGAUCUGCGACUACAUCUGCUACCAGUGCUCCCGACCGCCGCCGGCGCACAGCAAGGAUCUGCACAGCACCAUUGUCGCGGCAUUCCAGUGCACCGCCGCCUGGCUGAUGCAGCAUCCCUAUCUCCUGCAGGACAAGGACUGCCUGCAGACGGUACUCGAGGUGGUGGAGCUGGGCAUUUCGGGCACCAAGAGCCAGAGCAAGGGCACCGAUAUACCCAAGUUCAAGGACGAGAAAGAACUGAAGCCCGCCUCGAUGCGGGUUCGCGAUGCGGCCGAGAAUCUGCUGACCAUCAUCCUCGAGCAGGUGGGCUACUUCCCCAGCGAGUGCGGACCCGAGUCGAUAUCCUCGCUGCUGGACGAACUGGCCCUGAUGAAGCACUGCAACUCGAUGGUGCCGGCGGCGGCGGCCAGCAGUGAGCAGGCCAUCGCCAAGUUCAAGUACUUCGUCACCGAGAACUCCACCAUACUGGCGCUGCUCGAGGAGCCGCUGGGCAAUGACCAGGAUCCCCAACCAACGGUGACAUUGCUCAUCCGCGGUCCCUUUGGCCGACAUGCCUGGACCAUGCAGCUGCGCCACCUGCCACGCAGCAAAUCGGGCAUCAAGUACCAUGCCAUCAAUCCGGGACGACCCAUACCCAUGAACGAUGUGACCCAACGGCCGGAUUGCGAGCAAAAGAACUUUCCCGACGGCGUGGACAAGGUGCAGCCCUGCGUGGCCGACUACUCCAUACCCACAAUCGAGCAGAUGCGCGAGCAAUACGGCACGGCGAGUAUCCGGGAGCUGGAGGCGAUGCUGGAGAACCAGAGCAUCCACGAGAAGCUGGCCUGGGCGGAGGCGGACACCAGUGCCGACAGCCUGUCGCAUGCCCAGGAAUGCGUGCCGCCUUCCGUUUGCCACGAGUUCCAUGCCGCUCGCCUCUUUCUCUCGCAUUUCGGAUUCCUCGGCUUUGAGACGCGGAAUCCACACAAUCCAAACGAGGCACUGGGCCAGCCGCCGCAGCGACCGCUCAUCGUGCUGGACACCAAGUCCACGGCCUUCGCCGCCGAUCUGGAUCGGCUGGACAAGCUGAGUGCGCGGACCCACGACACCGUCUAUGUGUUCUACGUGAAGAGCGGCCAAACGAGUGCCCAGCAGAUCAUCGCCAACAUGGCCGAGGAGCAGGCCGCCAGCCAUGAUCCGCACUUUGCCAGCAUGCUGCAGACGCUGGGCUGGCCGGUUCAGGUGGCGGAUCACUCCGGCUGGACGGGAUUCGCGCACAACUCGUGGUCGCUCAAGGGAACGCCCGAGCAGGAGCAGCAGCAGCAGCAGCAGCAGCCAGCUACCAACUACAAUGGCUCGCAGCGGGUGCUCUACUGGGCGGAUGUCUCCUCGGAGAUCGCCUUCGUGGUGCCCACGACGUGGAAUCUGCGCUACAACAGCGACACCAGCGAUGGUGGCAGCAUCUCGAGCACGGAUCAAAUCACCGCUGGUAAUGUGUGGGCACGCAGCGAUGCCGGAGAAAGUGGCCCAACCAAAUCCAAGUCAAGGAAUCUCAGCCUCGAACUGGACACGAAUCGGAUGACCAAGGAACCGGUGCCGCCGACGCGGCGAAAGGGCAACGUAACGAAGCCCACGCUGCUCGCCCAGGCGCCCGCAAAGAUCUUUCUGGUUUGGCUGGAGAGCUACGAGGAUUACCUGAACUUCCCGCUGGAGGAUGUGCUGGCCUACACGCGCACCGGCGAGGAGCUGCACACGCUGCAGCUGCCGCGCGCAAACGACUGCCACGUGAUCUUCGUGCACUCGCUGCUCUCCGGGCUGCUCCGAGUGAAGCUGCAGGGGCCGCCGGGCAGGAUGAGCUUCGCCACGCCGCUGGUCGAUGGCAUGGUGCUCAGCCGGCGGGUAGUCGGCAAUCUGGUGCGCCAGACGGCGCUCAACAUAUCACGUCGCCGGCGUCUGGACAAUGACAACUACCAACCGCCGCAUGUUAGACGACGCCUCAAGGUGCAGGACAUUGUCCAGAAGUACAAAAUGGAUCUGAGCGAGGCCGAGCUGCUGGCCCAUCUCUUCCAGCGUGCAAUUUAGCCGGCAAUCGAUAGUAUUAUUAACCCCCAGGAGGAGCAGUCGUACUGCAUUAACGUGUGCUUAACUAAAACCCCACAAGAACUACUGAUUCGUUAACCGAACGGAGAUGAACAGAGAUCAUCGUAUGCUAAUUAUUAUUUUUGCUAAUAAAUCUAAUUAUACUUUGUAAAAGUAUUUGUAAUAUUAUA
Drosophila takahashii is the source of this 5903-nucleotide messenger RNA. Its product is annotated as ral GTPase-activating protein subunit beta. The record is from RefSeq and is a predicted model, not a curated record. NCBI's taxonomy places the organism in Eukaryota, Metazoa, Arthropoda, Insecta, Diptera, Drosophilidae. Gene Ontology annotation, biological process: activation of GTPase activity; regulation of small GTPase mediated signal transduction. Gene Ontology annotation, molecular function: GTPase activator activity.